CUCAGCCCUUCCCGCCCGCCUGGCUCCUCCCAAGAUGGCGGCGGCGCCGCCCCGCGCGGGCGGUGUCCCGGAGCCCGGCCCCGGCGGCUGCAUGACCGCGGCGGUGCGGGGAGAGCGCGGCGGGGCCGGGCGGCGGCGGCGGCUGCAGCCGGAGCGGAGCCGGGAUACUUGUGAAAGAUGGUGGAUCGCUUGGCAAACAGCGAGGCAAACACUAGAAGAAUAAGUAUUGUGGAGAACUGCUUUGGGGCAGCUGGCCAGCCUCUGACUAUCCCUGGUCGCGUCCUGAUUGGAGAGGGAGUCUUAACGAAGCUGUGUAGGAAGAAGCCCAAAGCGAGGCAGUUCUUCCUGUUCAAUGACAUUCUUGUUUACGGUAACAUCGUCAUCCAGAAGAAGAAAUACAAUAAGCAGCACAUAAUCCCGUUGGAAAACGUCACUAUUGACUCCAUCCAGGACGAAGGAGACUUGCGGAAUGGGUGGCUUAUCAAGACACCAACCAAGUCUUUCGCAGUUUAUGCUGCCACCGCUACGGAGAAGUCCGAGUGGAUGAACCACAUAAACAAGUGCGUUUCUGAUUUGCUUUCCAAGAGCGGGAAGACUCCUAGUAACGAACAUGCCGCUGUCUGGGUGCCAGACUCGGAAGCCACCGUCUGCAUGCGCUGUCAGAAAGCAAAAUUUACGCCCGUCAACCGGCGUCACCACUGUCGCAAGUGCGGCUUCGUUGUGUGUGGGCCUUGCUCUGAAAAGAGAUUUCUUCUCCCAAGCCAGUCUUCCAAGCCUGUGCGGAUUUGCGACUUCUGCUACGAUCUUCUUUCUACUGGGGAGAUGACUGCUUGUCAGUCGACUAGGUCAGACUCCUACAGCCAGUCGCCUAAAUCUUCUUUAAAUGAUGCAUCUGAUGAUGAUGAUGAUGAAGACAGUAGCGAUUAAGGACCAAACGUUUUUUUCCGUGUGUUGCAAUUUUGUGUUUCAGACCAUAUGGAGCUGCUUUUGGGGAAGCCUAUAGUUAGGUUCCCCAGAAAAAUCCUGUUCUAGCCAUAAAAUAUGCCUGAAUAUCUUCAACUGCGAUGUGCCUCAAUCUAUGAACUCUCUAGACAAUAGGUUUUUCACUCCUCUGCAGGGAUAGACUUGCAAUCAGAUCAUUUUCCAGCCUCUCAUACUUGAGUUAUGUCUAGGUUAGACUUAAUGGAAGAUUGGAAAGUUAAAAAUACUUUAAGUUAACAACCUGUACUUCCUAAUGUUUCCUAUUGGUAUGUUGUUACGUGAGUGUUUUGGGUAUGGGGAGGAAAAUGGUAAGCAUGCACAGAACAGUGAUGUUUUGGUUAAUCCCGUAGACCAUCCGUGGUGUAUGAAGAGUUGAAAUGUGACGUAAGUACAAACCUGAAUGUCACCACGCUUGGAAAUUGUCUUGUUUUGCUCUUAUUUAUGACUUCCUAUACCAAGCAGUGCCUUGUAACACUUUUGCUGAUUCAGGAAGAAUGGAAACCUAUUCCGUGUUGUCUGUAUUCACCUGAUGCUGGUAUCUGAGAGAUCGUUGGUGCUAUUGAAAAUAACUGCUGUGUUCAAAGUGGAGCUUUCAACAGGUCACAGCUGCGUACCCACCGUGGGUGACAGAGGCCUGGAUCACACGUCCUCACCCGUCCAGGCAGACCCGAAGACGCUGCAGAUGCCCCCGGCCUUCGGUGGGGUUCUCUCCGGAGGGACCCCAUUGUGGUUGGGGCCUGGAGAUGAGAAGCUGAGGGUGACUUUUCACAGGGAUAUCUGUGUUUUCUUUUCAGAGCAGUUUAAAAUUUGGCAAAUGCAUACAGAGAUUUUAGUGGGGUGAUUUAGCAUUUUGCUGUGAUAGCUUAUAUAUUUUUGGAGAUACUUCCCAAACGCAACACUAACUAGUUUCUUAAAACAUGGGUGAGAGUUCUUUCACUUUUUUUUUUCUUCACAAGUUUUAUUGGCUGGCUUAAAAAUAACCUCAAAUUUUGAACAAACAAGCCUGCAAAUAUCUGUAUAAAAUUGGCUGUCCUUUUUACACAGCUGACCUCAGGAUAAAUGUGAGAUGCAAGUUAUUUCAUUCUAAAUGUGUACCCAGGACCAAGAAAGAUAUAUUUGAGAACUAUAAUAGUGCAGAAAAUGUCUCUACCAUAGUACUCAUUUUUACUCUUAGCAAGUUCUUGAAUACCGAAAUGUCAUGUUCUUAUAUAAAUGUAAAAGUUAGACUUGCAAAGAUGUGCUAAGCCCCCCAAAUGCUAUGUUUUUUUAUAUUUUUAUAAUGGUAGCGUCAAUUUUGAAGGGGAAAAAAAUCUCUCUGAAAUAGCUGUAUGGAUAUAGUAGCAACUGACUUUAUACAAAAAAAAUAAAUUGUUAAACUUUGAUAUAUCUGCAAGUGACAAUUUCUGCACUGUUCGCCUUGGAUGGCGAUAAUUGGGAUAAAUAUUUAUUGAAUAAACAAUCAAUGCUGCAUAUUGCACUAGUCUCCCAUUCUGUACACUGUAAAUGUCAGUCAUUUAAAAGAAAUAAAAUAGCCGAGCACUUCAAAGCCGUAGCACUCAGAUUUCUAGGAGCUAAAGAUGCACUUAGCAUCUUUAGGGAGGCACUCUGCGUUAAUAGUCUGCAAUACGUUGCUUCAGGUGAAAGUCACCGUAAUAUUUUUAGCUUGGGCAGUUUCUCAAAAUAACUCUUUUAAAAAGCACUGAAGAGUAUUUGAUCUGCUUUGAAAUAAACAUCAAAAAGGGGGAGGGAAAAUGCUUUCUGUUAGAGACUAGGGACCAGGAAGAUUCUGUAAAAUUACCCGAUAAGCAAUACACAGCUGUACAUACUCAAAGCCUAGCUGAAAUAGGUAAUUACGUGUGCUCAUUCCUUGAAAGACAGGGGGAUGAUGACCUGCAGAAGGGGAAAAUGGGCUAUUCUGAGAAAAUGCUUUCAAUUAAUAGUGAUUAUUUGUUGUACCUCUCUUGCUCAAAACAUUUAAGUUUCAGGAAUGGAGACUUGUCAGCUUCAGUUUCUGUACAGAAUCGAAACGUGAACUUCCCUUGUACAUACGUUCUAACAAAAAAGUUCUUCCCGAUUCAAUUGCUUUCCUUUCUUACACUGUCAAAUACUAACUUGUUAAAGGUUCCAUCUUUUUUGUGUAUUUUUCCCAGUGUUUCUCUACGCUGUGCUUUUUCCAGCACUUUUUGGGGGACAGGAGUUGGAUCACGUCCUGUAUUUUGCAGAAUAUUCUUGUACCUGUUUCAAAUAUCUUUUUUUUAUCUGUGAAUGGAACUUGCACUGUGCCGCACUGAUCCCUGAAGCUGUAACCAAACCAAUGUUGAGUGUGUGUGUAUGGGGGGAUUUUUCAUUUGAAACUGAUGUGUGUGGUCCAAGCUUUUGGAGAAAGUAUUAAAAAAGCCGUGUUCUAUGGUAAUACUCAUAUCCCUCAGCGGUAUUUGCUUAAAACUUUACAAGUUUUACAACAGACGUAACGUUAACUUCUCUUGUACUUACAAACUCAUGAAAGGGCUCACUUCGUACUUUGUAAUCUUGUUCUGUCAAAUUAUUUUAUUUACAAAUAUAUGGUGUAGCUUCAA
This is a messenger RNA of Oxyura jamaicensis (ruddy duck), 3557 nucleotides long. It is a transcript of the gene PLEKHF2, whose product is annotated as pleckstrin homology and FYVE domain containing 2. The record is from RefSeq and is a predicted model, not a curated record. NCBI's taxonomy places the organism in Eukaryota, Metazoa, Chordata, Aves, Anseriformes, Anatidae. The transcript is spliced from 2 exons. The coding region runs from base 178 to 927 and encodes 249 amino acids. Gene Ontology annotation, molecular function: metal ion binding; phosphatidylinositol binding.